AUGACAGCAGUUUUAGUUCUUCUUUUUCUAAUAUUCAUUUUUAAUACAAUCUAUGCUGAAUUAUAUCCAAUAGUUUUAUUUAAUCAUACGAAUCUAGAAAAUAAUAUUUGUUAUAUGACAAAUAUAGAAAAUAAAACUAAUCAUUGGUGUGAAUUAGUUACAUCUGAAUUCAUUUUACCAACAAUAAAAACAUGUGUAACAAUUAAUGAAAGUUUAUCAAAUCUUGAUGAUCAAACAAUAAUUAAUGAAUGGAUUGAUCGAUCAAUAGCAAUAACAAAUUGUUCGUAUUAUCUUUUAUCAUCAAUGACAAUAUCUCAAAAACGUAUUUUAACAAUAGUACAAUCAAUAUUAUUAUUUAUUCUUUUUUUACCAUUUAUUUUUGAAUUAAGUUUAACUAUUAUUCAAUAUUGUUUUUAUUAA
Messenger RNA from Rotaria sordida, 420 nucleotides. The record is from the annotation of a GenBank genome assembly. Lineage: Eukaryota; Metazoa; Rotifera; Eurotatoria; Philodinida; Philodinidae.